Drosophila persimilis is the source of this 3077-nucleotide messenger RNA. It is a transcript of the gene Pdp1, whose product is annotated as hepatic leukemia factor. Gene Ontology annotation, cellular component: nucleus. NCBI's taxonomy places the organism in Eukaryota, Metazoa, Arthropoda, Insecta, Diptera, Drosophilidae. Gene Ontology annotation, molecular function: DNA-binding transcription factor activity, RNA polymerase II-specific; RNA polymerase II cis-regulatory region sequence-specific DNA binding. The record is from RefSeq and is a predicted model, not a curated record. The coding region runs from base 884 to 2887 and encodes 667 amino acids. The transcript has 8 exons. Gene Ontology annotation, biological process: regulation of transcription by RNA polymerase II.
GAAAAUCAUCGUCGGCGGUUGCUCCGUUCUUUGUGGCUCCUCCUCGAGCGGAAAUCAAACAAAAAUCUAAAAAUUUUUUUGUAUUUUUUUUUUGUAGUAGUAACAUUUAAGGAAAAACGCAACCGAAUCUAAAUAAAUCUUAAUUGAUUUCUCCAUAGGGAAAUUUUCUAGAAAGAAAUUUGCCAGCAAAUGGAAAUAAAAAACUAUUUUUUUUUUUGUAUGUGCAAAUAAUUAAUAAUCAUUUUCAAGUGCAACAAUUGUGAAAUCCAGCCAAUGUGUGCAUGUGGGCGUGCAAAAACAAAACUAUAAAAAUAGAGAGACAAAGAGAGAGCGAGAGAGAGAGAGAGCGAGAUCGAGGGAGGGCGAGAGAGAGCCAGUGGGGCUCUUAUCAGCGAUCGCAACGAAAGAUCUCUCUUUUUUCGCAACUUCAGCGGCACCAAAGUUACGGAUCCAAUUUCCGGAUGGAAUAAUAUUGUGUCUAAAACAACAACCAAACAAACAAACAACAGAAAGCAAAAGAAAAGCCCAGAAAUCAAGGUUUUCUUAAGGGAAUAAGAAAAGCGCACUAUUUUCAGAGCUGAACGAAAGCCAAACCAAACCAAGACAUAAACUUAACGAAACCACAGUGAACGAAUACCAGUGUUGGCUAACAAUGCGCACAACUAUCGGCCGUGGCCCAAGGUUCAGCUACAACAGCGUCCAGCACAAGGAGGUGAUCACCUAAGCCCACAGCCCACAGGCCACAGGCCACAGGCUCUAACAAUCGAAAAGCAGUGACAGAACCCAGUGAUAGUCCCAGCUAAAGCAUCAGAUAGGCCACACAUUCCAGUGAUUAGUGAUCAGAGAUCAAUAAUCAGUGAUCAGUAAUCAGUGAUUAGCGAUCAUGUCGUCGGAUACGAACUCGUGCGCCAGCUUCUUUGCCCAGGAGCAUACCAAUGCCACACUGUCGCAGUACUUUCAGCAGCUCAACUCUCAGGUGGCUGCCGCUGCGGCCGUGGCCAGUGGCGGGGCCCCCAGCAGCAGCAACAACAACAACAACAACAACAACAACAGCAGCAGCAGCAGUGGCAACAAUAGCAGCGGCAACAGCGACAGUGGCAACGAUGGCAGCCUCACCGGAUCCACGGGCACCCUGGAUAACCAUCGCAGCAGCGUCAGCAGCAAUGAUUCGGGCAAGAGCAGUGCAGAGGGCGCUGGCGGUGGAGGCGGUGCCAGUGGCAGUGGCAGUGGCAGCACCAGUGGCGUGAAUGCCUGGGCCCUGCAGCAGCAGCAACAGACGGCAGCGUUGCACCACCACCAGCAGCAACAGCAGCAACAGCAACAGCAGCAACAUUUACAACAGCAGCAGCAGGCGCAUGCACACCAGCAACAUGCUGCCGCUGUGGCUGCCGCGCAGAUCCAGCAGCAACAACACACACAUCACGCUCAACAGCAUCACCCGCACCCGCACCCGCACCACACCCACCCACAGCAGCAACAGCAACAGCAGCAGCAGCAACAUCAUCAUCACCAGCAACAGCAGCAGCAACACGCCCAACAGCAGCAACAUCACGCCGCCCAACUGGCCCACACCCUCUCCUCGGCAGCGGCAGCCCCCGCCCCCAACAACAACAACAGCGGAAGUGGAAGUGGAAGUGGAAGCGGCAGCACCCACUCCAUCUUCGGAACCGGAAAUUUCCACUACAAGAGCAACAACUCGUGGACCCUGCCGACGCUCACGUACCAGAGGCUCUACCAGGAGAAUCCCCACUACCAGCGGAGCGCCUUCAUGGAUCCCCAGGGGAAUGGGGCGGCAGCAGCAGCAGCAGCAGUGGCCGCUGCCGGCUGCAAUGUGGCAGCAGCAGCUGCGGCCGCGGCUGCCAAUGUCGCUGGUGGCGGUCAGGCCGUCGUCAAUGCGAGCUCCAAUAGCUCCAGCAGCAACACUCCAUCAGCGGGAGCCCUCAAUCCCAACAGCAAUGUGGUGGCCAGGCAAAAUAGUAGCAACAGCAACAACAACAGCAGCAGCAACCCCAACACCAACACGAAUGUGUCCUCCGUGGAUCAUGUGGCAAAUGCAGUGGCAGCGGCAGUGAUUGCCAACGAGCAUCAGACCCAUUUGAACAGCCUCAAGGCGAGAUUUCAGCCAUCUAGCUCAGGCAGGAAAUCACCAUUUUUGGGUUUUAUUUGCAAAGCAAACGGCAAAUCCACAUCGAAUAGCAAAGAAAUCAUCUGUCCAGAUGACAAGUACAAGGAGGAGGGCGACAUCUGGAAUGUCGAGGCACAGACGGCGUUUCUUGGCCCAAACCUUUGGGACAAGACACUGCCCUACGAUGCCGACCUCAAGGUAACACAAUACGCCGACUUAGAUGAAUUCCUGUCGGAGAACAACAUACCUGAUGGCCUGCCCGGCACCCAUUUGGGACACUCAAGUGGUCUGGGCCACCGUUCCGAUUCGCUGAGCCACGCAGCGGGCCUGUCGCUCGGCCUGGGCCACAUAACCACAAAGCGGGAACGGUCGCCAUCGCCAUCCGAUUGCAUUAGUCCCGACACGCUAAAUCCGCCAUCGCCGGCCGAGUCAACAUUUUCGUUUGCAUCAUCGGGCCGUGACUUCGAUCCGCGCACCCGAGCCUUCUCCGACGAGGAGCUCAAGCCCCAGCCGAUGAUCAAAAAGUCACGCAAACAAUUCGUUCCAGAUGAGCUCAAGGACGACAAGUACUGGGCCCGUCGGCGAAAGAACAACAUUGCGGCGAAGCGAUCCCGCGAUGCCCGGCGCCAGAAGGAGAAUCAAAUCGCGAUGCGAGCACGCUAUUUGGAGAAGGAAAAUGCAACAUUACAUCAGGAGGUGGAGCAGUUGAAACAGGAGAACAUGGACUUGCGUGCACGUCUAUCGAAAUUCCAAGAUGUGUAAUGAUAAAUACAAUUUUGUGACUUGGCCUGAGGACACCACAACAAUUAAAUAAUGAUAAUUGAUAAAUGAUAAAUGAUUAAUGAUAAUUGAUAAAAUAACAAUAAUCAUACGAGUAAUUAUGAUAAAACCACUACUAAUAAUGUUUAGUAAAAGCAGACAUGAAACCUACACUAAAUAUAAUAUAUAUAUA